AUGAGAAACGAUUCUGCUAAUGGAACAACGCGGGAUACUUUGUCUGGACAAAAUAAGUUUUUGAACUCUGAGGUCCUUAGAGUCAGUGCGAAAUGCGACCAGCUCGAGAACGAGUUGACCAGAAUCAAAAAGUGAGAACUUUUUCGGCAAAAGCUAAAUGUAAAAUUUUCGACGUGGUUCUGAAUAUGACUGCGCUUCCAAAUCUUGGCUUCAGAUUGGAGUUGUACGCUAUCAACUUUUCCAGAAAAAAACAGAUUAGCGUGUUUUUUUUUCACCGAUUUGAACAGCAUUGACCUAAAUUUGUAUAUUUUUAACAGUGAAAAUUCGGUCAAUUUUGCUAAGAUCGGUCCAUACAACUUACGCGUCUUUUUUUUCACUCUUUCAAUUAAAUUUUGAUGUUUCGCAAGUUCAGAGACUAUCAUCAAACCCAUGAAGACUUGCAAACACUCCGCUGUGACUACAUCUACGCAAUACAGUCUGCGAUUCAAAUACCAUUGCAUGAUAACUCUGGUCUCGACGUCAUGAACGUAAAGUUGAUUGGAGGGGAAACUGUGAGUCAUCAAUGUUAGAAAACCCCUUAGCGAAAAAUAUCAGCAUGUCGAUCGAAUUUUGAAACUUCUCGCAGAAGCAAGAAGAGAAGAUCCCAGUCUUCCCACACUCAAAAGGUGUGCUGAAUGUAGUUUUCCGGUUUCAAAAGAACUUUGGACAGUGUGCUGCAAGGGUCUUACGUAGACUCGUUCGGUUUUCGUGUCUGCUACAAAGAGGAGCCAUUGGCGCUACACUAUCUAGCCACCAAACUACAUCAUUUCUAUUUAUCACGUUCGAGUUCAUUUGUGGAGCACAAGCUAGAAUGGAGGAACUUUCUGGAAGAGCAAACGGAAAUAGAACUGACGGUGAGUCAACUUCAAUCAUUGAUAAAUUUUCUUUGAGUUCAUCGCAGGUCUUUAAAAGAAAAAAAAUUAAUUGGAAAAAUACACAUAAAAUAACAGAAUUCUCUUAAACUGGAACUAAAACCGAAAACUGAAUAAAACAUGUUUCCAGAAAGAAACGAAGCAUCUUUGUCGAAAUGGAAUCCCCAACUCUUUACGCUCGACAGUUUGGAAAAUUUUGAUAAAUCAGCAGGUGAGGGCCUUUAUGCUUCCAAUUUUAUCAGAUUCAUACAUUUCAAGGUUGAUGAUUUGAAACUGCUUUACGGGAAAUAUUACUACAGAAAUCUGUGCAACACACGAGGAGGAGAAGACGAGCAAAAAGUUCGAACAAAAUGCAGAAAUUUGUACGAAAAAUUGUUUCAGUUUUCGGAAAACCAUCAAAAGCAGAUAAAUCUCGAUUUAUUGCGGACCAUGCCGAAUAACGUUCAUUUCAUGUCAGCUACCAGCAAAGGGGUAUGGAAACUUCUUCGAUCUGAUCUGUUAAAUUAAUGUUCAGAUUAGCCAGCUACAGCAGGUUUUGCGAGCGUUUUGCCUUCAUAAUCCUGAAAUUGGAUACUGUCAAGGAAUGAACUUCUUGACAGCGACCGCUUUGCUUUUUGUUGGACCUGAAGUCUCAAUUUUUUCUUUGAACAAUGAAAACAAUGGUUUAAGGAUGCGUUCUGGUUUUUGAUAGCCAUAACGGAAAAGUAUUUCGACAAAACUUACUUCGAUAGUAACCUCACAGGAGCACAAGCCGAUCAAGUAUCCUGGGUUUUUUUGGCUUUGCCAAGUUUUUGGUUUUUCAGGAAGUAUUGAAAGAAAUGCUGGAAGCUCAACAUCCGAGAAUAACGAGACAUCUGAAUUCAUUGGAUAUCGACGUUGCUUCAAUCAGUUUGAACUGGUUCAUUGCCCUAUUUUUCGAUGCUGUCCCUUUCAACGUAAUCUUAAAAAUCUUGAAACUGUUAAUAAUCUAAUUACAGACAAUGCUGAGAAUUUGGGACUGUUUUCUAUUGGAAGGACCAAAAGUGCUUUUUCGGUUCGCUUUGGUUCUUUUGGGUGAGCUUUUCACAAAUUUCAUCUCUCAAUUCUGAUUUUCAGGCAAGCAUGAGAACGAAAUAAUCAGUAGGAAUGAUGCUAUCGGGAUAAUGCGUGUUUCAAAAGCGGCUAGUAGAUUGGCAUUCGACGAACAUGCAGUCGUGGAGGUUGUUUUGAUGAUAAAUAUUCAGAAAUUGACUUGUUUCAGAUGGCUUUUUCCAUAAAAAACCUUCCAACUCGAGCUGAAUUGAAAACUUUGCAAACUCAGUACGUGGUAGCUUUGUCAGAAAAGCUCGAACGAAGGUCGAAACGAGCUGCUGCCUUUGUCGUUAGUUGGAAUUCAACUCGGCUCAAGCUUAAUUUCUUUCAGAACAGCAUUUCCCCAAGGUCAAACAACCGUCUUAUUUCCAACAUUUUCAUGAACGAGUUCUGUAGUUCAAGCGGUAACCAACUUGUCUGAAAUUUAAAAAAUACGGGCCUUGUUCCAGGAUUCAUAGUCUCGGGACAUCAUAUGAUGGGAAAAGUUGCGAAGAUUCAAAUUCAAAACGACAAAGCUGAAAUCAAAGAAAUCGACAUUGAAGUGAGACAAUCUUGAAAUUUCAUCAAAAAUAAAGAUUUUCAGUUUGACUGCCGUGUGAUGUCGAUUUGCAUGGCUCAGCGUGAUUUGGUCUACGUCAGUUUGAUUUCAGGAUUUUUGAUUCUGGCUUACGUCGAUUCUAUGGAUAAUUGGUGAAAUUUUCGUAUCAGAUUUUUCAAAUUUCAGUGAACCUAUACUAAAUCCUCUUUUAAAAUUUGAAAAAACCAAAUGAGGAGUUUUUUUAGUUUCAUUAAAAUAGACUUUUUUCCAUGAAGAAAGACCACGGUUUAUUUUUAGUUUUCACAUUAAAAAUACAGUAGACGAAUAUGGAGCGUGGGAAUUGAAAUUUUGCACUUUUGGUUCAAAUUCCCAACAACAAAACUAUUUUUAGGAGCAUUAUGUGGGAGCUGAAACUACCGGACGUGGCCGUCUGUCUGAUCCAAAGAGACGGGACGCUUUUUGCAGCGCUCGCCAAUGGAACUCUAUCCGUUUUCGAAGUAACAUAAAAGCUUUCAUGAAGCUUGAUGAGAGGAUCUUUCCAGAAUGCUUGCGAAAAAUGGCCAACAAACGUACAAAUGUGGCAUUUGCCUUUGAGCUCUGCACCUUUGGUGAAUGCCGUAAUUCAAGACGACCUCUUGGUGGUCGCCUCUUCUUGCAAGCUCAUCACUCUCGAUGCUUUGUAUUUCUAGAAUUCGAGUUUCAAGGUUCAAGAAAGUUUCCAGAUCCCUCACAAUAUUGAACACAACUCACGUGGCAUCCUGCAGUGCCAGUUCUGGAAACAUUUAUUUUGACAAAGUAUCCCAUCUUCAAAUUUCACUUGACUUUUUUUAUAUUUCAGAUAAGCUGUAUGUGUGACUCGCCGUACGGAAUAUUUCUAUCAACGGAUCAGUCGACUCUCAUUCAACUGUGGAAUGAAGUCACAUGCAAUUUAUUGUACGAAGUGUCUUUUGACCACAAGAACAGGUGAUCGAAAAAAGAUAAACGAUCCUCAAAGACUUUUCAGAAAACCUUCGCUUUUUGAAACGGAAAGCAACGUGCACAUCAAUUCUAUUUUGUACAAUAGCGGUUUCUUGUGGAUCGGCACAUCGGAUGGUUAUGUCAUUAUUUACAACGUUUUUGACGAUGGUUUGCAAGAAGCUGAUGGCAUUCAAUAUCGCUUGAAAAGGUAAAAAACUUGAUCUCUAAAAAAACCGGUGAAAUUUGUCAGAUUCUCUUCGGAGAGAAAAUACGCAAGAACCAGCCAGAUGAAACUCCAAAAAUUGGGUUCUUUGAAAGAACACAGAGAAGAAGAUUCUGAUGACUCCGAUCACAUGGGCGUCUUCUCCCACAGAGUCAGAAUCAACAUCGACCCCGAGAAACAGCAGUACAAAGGUUUUAAAAUGAGGGUUACGGCGUAAACACUUUUUUUUCCAGUGGCAUCAGUUACAGUGGACAAAGAAGAAGAAGAUGAUGAGGGUCUUCAACAGGGCAGCUCGAGGUAAGAUAAUGCUUUUUCAAGCUCGAAACGUCUUCGUUCACUAAUAACGCAUGAAUUAUCAUUUUCGCACUUUCAGAGUGAACAGCGCCUGCGCGAAAAUUCUGCGGUCUCCUUUGAAUAAAGGCUUGAGUGGCGACUCGGCUGUGUCCGUUUUCAGCUCAGGUUCACGAUUAUUCCAAUAUUUUCCUCAAGAUAUAAAUUUUGAAGAGCCUUGCGUCGAACAAACCACCCUCGAAAAUCGAGUCGAUGAUCUGUUUCUACAACCGAAAAUGGCCUUACAUCAUCCUCAUAACAGGUUUUUUCAACAAAAAAAAACUUUCUAAGAAAAUUUUCAGGAUUGCUUCUACCGACUCGAGCUGCACCUCUAUGGAAUACGACGACAUUUUUGAACUAUACUCGGAUGAGGACAGAUCUCGACGCAGAGUUGCAAUAACUUCUCCGAAGAGAAUAGGUUCCCUCGGAAAUGUAUUUGAAGCACUAAAUGUAUUUAAGGUUGUAAUAAAAAGAUACAGCUCAAAAGGAAAGACUUGGCCUUCGACGAGCCUUACAUCGUCCCGAUACCAGGUUUUCGAAAAAAAAUUCGGAAUUUUUAAUUUUUUUUUUUUCAGUGAAAGGAACCAGUAGAGAUUCUGCGUGCGACGCGGAUACAAGCAUAGUGUAAACAUGAACUUAGGAAAACUUUAUUCAAUUCCAAGUUCAGGUUUCCAAAAGUCCGGCUUUCUUUAUUGAUGAAACUGAAGGUUUCCGAUUCGUCCGUCCGUAAAAUUGUGGCAAAAAGGUGAUAUGAAAUUAAUUUUUGAUUUGACAGAUUUUUUUUUAGCGAAUCCCAUGUUUUGACAUGCUCUGGAGAGUUCGGAGCGGAUGAAGCAGUUUUGUUAUGGAAACAAGAUCCUGAGUCGGUGGGUUUGAACCAAGAAAAAAAGCCAAAAAGAACGAUUUUUUUCUUGAUCGAUUCAAAUUGAAUCAAAUUCAAGUUUUCUUCAAUUUCAUAUUUUUCUCAACCCCAUUUCCAACCAAAAAAUUGAUCAAUUAUUGUAAAUCAAGAGACCGAGCAAGUUUUUGAACGUUUUUUGAAGUUCUAAACUAUGUACCUGCAAAUGACAUCAAAAGAAGCCAAGAAAAGAAGUGUAGUCUUAUCAAGGACUGAUUCCAAUGUACGUGCGGUAUUGACAACAAAAAACUUGCAGUUUCUCUGGUACAACGAUCCAGUGAUAACGCAUGGCGCCACAAAACAAUCGACAUCACCCAACAGAGUGACUCGUAG
Messenger RNA from Caenorhabditis auriculariae, 5261 nucleotides. NCBI's taxonomy places the organism in Eukaryota, Metazoa, Nematoda, Chromadorea, Rhabditida, Rhabditidae. The record is from the annotation of a GenBank genome assembly.